Messenger RNA from Trichechus manatus latirostris (Florida manatee), 2669 nucleotides. RefSeq names its product C1D nuclear receptor corepressor (gene C1D). Gene Ontology annotation, cellular component: exosome (RNase complex); nucleolus. The coding region runs from base 539 to 958 and encodes 139 amino acids. Gene Ontology annotation, molecular function: RNA binding; DNA binding. The transcript has 5 exons. The record is from RefSeq and is a predicted model, not a curated record. NCBI's taxonomy places the organism in Eukaryota, Metazoa, Chordata, Mammalia, Sirenia, Trichechidae. Gene Ontology annotation, biological process: maturation of 5.8S rRNA; regulation of gene expression.
CACAGGAAUUGUCUUUAUCUUGAAGCUUGGAAGAAAUUACCUGUAAAGUCUUCUAGUACUGGAGCCUUCUUGGAGGGUAGUUGGCUACUUAAAAAUUUUUUUUUUCUGUGGUUAGUCAUUUAUUUAGUUUAUCAGCUUCUUUUUAGGUCAGUUUUGGCAAUUGAUACUUUCCCAGCACAUCAUUCUUUUCAUCCAGAUUUUCAAAUAUUUUGGUUUAAAAUUCUACAUGAAGAGAGAAAGAAUACUAAAUCUCCUGUGUAUUUGAGUAUAUCCCUUGUACUUUCUCCUUCAUCCCAGCAGCAAAUGCUGGAGCCCUCCUUUUUCAGAUCUGGUAUUGGUUUAGCUGUUUUCAGCCUCAUGGCCCAGCUCUUAGUGCCCUGAUUUGGGGUUAUUCUUAGAUUCCCGGGGAAGAUUUCCUUUUGAUGGCCUUCUCUUUGUUUGUAGGGGAUUGUAGGUUCCUUGGCGCUGUUUCCUCUCAGUGAGUGCCUUUGCUCUUUCGCUUACAGAAUUUCUACUGUGAGAUCUGCCGUUGCUCAUAAUGGCAGGUGAAGAAAUUAAUGAAGACUAUCCAGUAGAAAUUCAUGAAUAUUUAUCAACAUUGGAGAAUUCCAUUGGUGCUGUGGAUGAGAUGCUGAAGACCAUGAUGUCUGUUUCUAGAAAUGAGUUGUUGCAGAAGCUGGAUCCACUUGAACAAGCAAAAGUGGAUUUAGUUUCUGCAUACACAUUAAAUUCAAUGUUUUGGGUUUAUUUGGCAACUCAGGGAGUUAAUCCUAAGGAACAUCCAGUAAAGCAGGAAUUGGAAAGAAUCAGAGUGUACAUGAACAGAGUCAAGGAAAUAACAGACAAGAAGAAGGCUGGCAAGCUGGACAGAGGGGCAGCUUCAAGAUUUGUGAAAAAUGCCCUAUGGGAACCCAAACCUAAAAAUGCAUCAAAAGGUGCCAAUAAAGGAAAAAAGUAAAAACUGAAACUUUUUGGUUUUGAUGGACACAUAUUCAAAAAGUACAUCAUUUUUAUUGUUUUCCACAAAAGAUAUGAUGCCUAAUGGGGCACUGCAAGGUUUAAAUGUAGUCCUUAUUGAAUUCAUAUAUAAAAUUGGACACUUGAAACUUGUAAUGCUAAAUAGUUUCUUUUUUUUCCAGAAAGAUUAAGUUAUGUUUACUGAUUGUCCUGUAGAGAGCUAUGAGGUUUUUAACAUUGUGGUAUAUAUUAUACUUUACCAUCUCUUGAUGAAACUCUUGAUUUCCUUGCAUGGUCAAAAUCUUUGAAGUACCAUUUUAUAAACAAUUGUGAGAUUUAAGUUAUAUAUUUGUAAACAUUUGUACUAUUUUAAAUGUACCUGAUGAAAUGUGCUAUCUGAAGGCUGUUUUCACUAUAUAAUAUGUCUGUUUUCACUGUAUAAUAUUAAGAAAGAAUGAAAUGACUUAAAUGUCCAUUUUUUUCUGUAUAGUUACUUUAUCAUGUUUUCAUGAUUUUAGGAAUUAUUGCUUUUUUAAAAAAUAUUUGAGGCGUGAAAUUAAAAAACUUUAAGGUUAUAAUUUACUUCUUGGCAUUUUGCCUCUAUGUCCCAUUUAAAAUAAAAUACAUUUUCAUUAAGUUUAGAUGGGAAAUGAGGUUGUAUGCUGCUGGCUGAAUUUUGGCAUAAUGGCUAUACCCUAUCAGUAAAAGUAUAGCUAACUUGUUUAUUUUUCUCUUGAAGAAAUUUACCUUCCAAAUUAGGAAGAUAGGUUUCAGAAAUCAUCAUGAAUGGAGAAAUUCAUGGAUUUUUGUUCUUAAUGCAUAAUACCUCAGGUAACUGCCCGUAGUUCUCUCGAUCUAAUUUUUUCGUAUUUUUUGCUUGUGUGUUUUUGAGGCUAUGUUAAGUACAUACAAGUGUUUUGAAAGAAUUUUCUAUGCUACAUAAUGCCACUUAAACAGAAGGAGAAAUCCGAAGGAGAUUACAUUGUGUUUAUAUUCUGAUUUAUUUUUCUGGAAUAUUGGCUACAGAGAAUUCUACAUACUAAACUUUUUUUUUUAUGUCUAAGCCCAUGAAUUUUAAUUAUAUGCCCGUAAUGCUUUCAGUCUUUGAAUCCACAUCAUUAUGUGCAGGAAUGCCAAGUACAGUAAAGUACUUUAAUUUUUGAAAAAGGAGUUGUUAAAAUUUUCUGUGUGAUUAAUUCUCCAUAAGUAACCCUGAAUAAAUGGGUUUCUUGAUUUAUGGUAGCAGAUAUUGGAAAUGGUCUUAAAAUGUAAUGGGUUUUGUAAAGCAUGUUGAACUCUUUCUGUGACACAUGAAGUGGAAGUCACGGAGAGAGGCAGAAAGUCUCUCCUGGCUCUGAUGUCAGACAAUUUUUGAAGUGGAAGAAUAUUUAUAGUUAUUUCACUUCUAUCCUUUCAAAUUUCCAGCUAUUUAAAGUCGCUUCUUCAUGAGAGAAAUAAGUGUUGUCAUUAAGAUCCAGCGCAGUAUACGUGUCUUUGUGUCAUUUAUUGCAGAGAAGCCUGUAAUUUGCAUUUCUGUGUAUUUUCUCAAUUCAUAAAGAAAAAAGGGUUAAGUGGAAAAUGUCCCACAGCUGCAGAAAAUCACUAGCCAGAUUAUCGAUUUGUGAAAGUCUAACUCUAUGUUCUGUUAAAUUGGAGAUUGUUAAGUAAUUCUUUCAAUGUUUAUUUUAGAAAUAAAAAAUGAUUUUCAUGUA